AUGGAUGCAGCCUACCAGCAGGGGGAUUUUCCGCGUGCUGCCCCCUUCCGAAAGCAACAGCAGCAGCAGCAGCAGCAGCAGCAGCAGAAACGUAGAGAUCGCAGCGGUCAGAAGCCACCUGAAGAUGGCGCUUCAGCGAGCUACCUCGGCGGCAGCAGGAGCAGCAAGGAUUCAGAGGGGGGUCGCUCGCAGCUCUCCUUUCCGUUCCUGAAUCCAGCAGCGCAGCCUCAGCAGUCUGUGCCUCAAGAGGACGAUGCCUCGUCUUUGGACGUCUUGGGAGCCGACGAGGCUGCUGCAGCCUCAGCAGCGGCUCUCAAAGGCACUCUGAAAGAGGGAACGCUGAUGUUGGGAAUAGUAGCGGAGAUUCAUACCUCGGAGCUGUUGCUGCAGCUUCCGUAUGGACGCAUGGGAUGCGUGCCUCGCAGUCAUACUCUGGAACCGCAGCAGCAACAGCCCUACGCGCAAGAUCAGCGUCAGCAGAAGCAGCAUCAGCAGAAGCAGCAUCAGCAGAAGCAGCAUCAGCAGAAGCAGCAUCAGCAGAAGCAGCAUCAGCAGAAGCAGCAGCCGGAGACAGCCUAUGAGCAGCAGCUGUUGCAGCGCUUUUUUGUGUCUCAAAUGCUGCCGUGUGUCAUUACGGGGGUUCCAAGCAGCAGCAGCGGCAGCAGUUGCGGCGCCUACGAGUUAUCCUUGCGACCGUCUCUCUGCAACGCUGGACUGUCUCUGGAUGUCUUGCAGCGCGGCAUGAUUUUAGCAGCAACUGUUGCGUCUGUGGAAGAGCACGGGGUGUUGCUGUGUCUGGGAGUGAGGUGUAAGGGCGGCAGCGGCAGCCCGCCUGCUGCCGCUGUUCGUGCGUUUUUGCCACGAGAGCAGCACUUGCUGCUGCAGCAGCGCGACAAUGCAGUCCUCCUGCCGGGAUCGCUCGUGGCGGUGGCGCUGCAGGAAGUGAAUGUUGCAGCGAAGACGGUGAUAUGCGCUGCUCCCCUCGCUCUGUCGUCUUUGUCAGCCUCCUUGUCGGCUGCAGAGGAAAGGGGGGGAGGCGAAGGAACGGGAGGCGCGGCAGUGGCAGCCUCGCCGCUGUUCGCUCCAGUGGAUCUUCAGCAGCCGCUCGCGUGGGAGAGCGCCUCGCCAGGCUUGCUGGCAGAAUGUCGCGUCACGCGCGUUCUGAUGCCCUCUUCCGCUGCGAAGCGAAAGAAAGCUUCCGGAGAAGGCUCGGCGCUCAAGUGCAUGACGCUCGCUGCGGAGGAUCUGCCUCUCGUAGAAGGUUUCGAACUGCGGUGCUUCGCAAGCAUGCGCGCAGUUGUGCUGCACCCCCACAUUGCGCAUGCGGGGAUGCUGCGGGAGCAGCAGCGGCAGCAGGAGCUGCUGCAGCUGCGCAGCAGUCUUGGCAGCACGAAGAGGAAGAGCAAGGCUACGAGCGGGCGAGAAGAGAGGCUCCGGGGGGGCAGUGGCGACGAGGGAAGCAGCGGCAGUCUGCCUCCUGGAGACGACAGUAACACAGACAACGAUAGUGAACAGCAGAAGCAGCAGCAGCUGGACGAGUGGCUGCUGCGCCUCUGCAACAAGCAGCAGCCGCGUGUGUAUGGCCGCAUUGUAGCCGUCCUCCCGCAGCAGCGCACUGUGUUUGUUUCCUUGCUGCCUCACAUUGUUGGGUGGGAGCAGCAGCAGCUGCUGCGGCUGCUUCCAGUCCACUUGGUUCUGCCAGGCACGAGAGUCAAAGCCUCCCUCCCUCUCCUGAGGAGCUGCAGCGGCAGCGGCAGCUGCAGCGGCGGCAGCAGCAGCGGCUGCCGUGCGCUGCUGCCUUUGCACAAGCUGCAGCAGCAGCUGCUGCUGCGGAAGGACGGUCUGACUGGCAGCGGAGAGCAGGAGGAGGCGACUGCAGCGGCAGCCUGGGGAGCAGACAGCGGCAGGGAGAGCUCUGCUCGCUUCGCAGUCGUACGAAUUCCCCCUUCUCUCGACGCUGCGGCAGGGGGGGGGAGUCGAAGCAAGCGAAAGCGCGAGCAGCAGCAGGGGCAGCAGCAGCUCAUCCGUAGAUGCAGAGUGUUGUUUGUGCACUGGCUGGAUUUCGAGAUUAUUGCAGCUGCUGCAGAGCCUCUCCUGUCUGAGUCUUUGCUCUCGCCCUUAGACGCACACCCCGGAGAGGUCCUCGUGGGAACGGUGCUCAAGGCAGUGAAGGCGCUGCACGAGCAGACGAACGGCAAACACAAGCAGCAGCUGCAGCUGCAGCGAGUCGAGCAGCAGAAAAGUGGGCUUCUAAUUCGGUGA
Molecule: messenger RNA, 2262 nt
Organism: Cyclospora cayetanensis
Lineage: Eukaryota; Apicomplexa; Conoidasida; Eucoccidiorida; Eimeriidae
Exons: 1
Coding region: 1-2262 (753 amino acids)
Biological process (GO): rRNA processing
Cellular component (GO): small-subunit processome; nucleolus
Molecular function (GO): RNA binding
Source: RefSeq, a predicted model, not a curated record